This is a messenger RNA of Bubalus bubalis (water buffalo), 1424 nucleotides long. Its product is annotated as NKG2-A/NKG2-B type II integral membrane protein. The transcript is spliced from 8 exons. The record is from RefSeq and is a predicted model, not a curated record. Lineage: Eukaryota; Metazoa; Chordata; Mammalia; Artiodactyla; Bovidae. Gene Ontology annotation, biological process: stimulatory C-type lectin receptor signaling pathway; positive regulation of natural killer cell mediated cytotoxicity. Bases 361 to 1098 code for a protein of 245 amino acids.
AACAUGGAAAAUGGAAAUAACACAAUUAGAGGUCCAGUUGUCCUUUUAAUUGGAGCCCAAAGUCUCCUAUUUUCUGGAGGUGUGUGAUAAGCUAAACUCUCUUCAACUCGCCUAAGUGUGAGGAUUUCCUGUUCAAACCUGAAGUGACACAUUGAUGACAAAUCAAUAUUUUCCAUCUAGCUUCACUCUGAGCCUUCACAGGGCAGCUUGUGAAGGUCACAGACAUUGCUUAUUCUUGACCGGGUUUUAAGUUUUUAAAUUUCUCCUUUUGUUACCAGCCUAAGCAGGUCUCUUUUUAGAGAGUAACCUGAUCUUCACACUAAAGAAUGCACAACUUCCUGGCCAACAGAAGCUGCAGAGAUGAAUAACCAAGGAGCAACCUAUGCAGAACUGAAGGGAGUCAAGAACUCAAAGAGGCAGAAAAGAAAACCUAAGGUUUCUAAAAGUUCCAUUUCAAUGACUGAGCAGGAAUUAACAUAUGUAGAAUUAAAUCUUCAAAAUGCUUCUCAGAAUCUUCAUGGGAACAACAAGAAUUACCACUCCAAAGGUUCACCGUCACCUCCAGAGAAGUUCAUUGCUGGGAUCCUGGGAAUCAUCUGCCUCGUCUUGAUGUCCACUGUGGUGACAGUGGUCACUGUUACUCCCUCUACUGUAAUAUGGGAACAGAAUUCCUCCUCUCUCAUAACAAGGCUCCAGAAAGAAUGUCAUUGUGGUCAUUGUCCAAAAGACUGGCUUACAUAUUCCAACAACUGCUAUUAUACUAGUUUGGAAAAAAAAUCAUGGAAUGAGAGUUUGAUAUCCUGUGCUACUAAGAAUUCUACUCUGCUUUAUAUAGAUAAUGAAGAGGAAAUGGCUUACUGUCAGAUGCAGUUCACAGCUAAAUUUCUGAUGUCCCUAUCAAUUAUAUCGUGGAUUCAAGUCUCUCGUGAAGGCCGCGGUCAUCCUUGGAAGUGGCUAAAUGGUUCAACUUGCAGACUACAGAUAACAGACAAUUUACCUGGUGAACGUAACUGUGCUGUACAAUCUUUAUGGGAAAUAAGAGCAGAAGACUGUCAGUUUCCAAAUGCAUAUCAUUGCAAGCAUAAGCUUGAGAAUUAAAAUAUGAGUUUGGAUGCUGUUGGGUAACUUGAUCUUUUAUGAAAUAGAAAUAAUAUUCUGAUUGCAUACAUUUUAAAAUGAAUUAUAUUAUUUUUUCUGAUAACGAAUGUUUUUCAAAAACAGUUGAAAUAUAAUUGUGUGUGCUCAUUUGUUCAGUUGUGUUUGACUCUUUGAGACCCGAUGGACUACAGGCUGUCAGUGUUCUCUGUCCAAGGAAUUCUCCAGUCAAGAAUACUGGAGUGGUUCUAUUCCCAGAUUUUUAAGGAAUUUCCACACUGUUCUCCACAGUGGCUGUACCAGUUUGCAUUCCCAUCAACAGUGUAAGA